UAAUUAUGUAUUGUUCAAGACUGUGGUUUACUCAAUAGUGUUCAUGGCAAUAAAAUACUAUGCGUGAAACAAAACGUUACCCGUCUGAAUAGCUCAAUUCAUUUUUUAAUUUAAGUUUUGACUAAGGUAUAUUUAUUCGUACAUCCCUAUCCUGACUGAAAUACCUAUAAUUUUCUAUAAUUUCAUAGAAUUACUGGAAAUGAUCAAGAAAAAUUAUACAAGGAAGAUGUAUUUUUAAUUAAUUUAAUCAAUUUUAACAUUAUAGAUGUUUUGACUUCGAUGGGACUUUACCGCAUUGAAUAUAAGACGCAGGCCCCUACGCAACGGCCGCCGUGACAGCGGGCGUUCUCGGCAGCGCCUACUACGCCUACCACAUCUACCAGAACAGAAAGAAGUUACCAACUGAGUGGACGCAUGUUGGUACCCUGGAGAACAUCUACACGUACCCGAUCAAAUCGUGCGGGGGUAUUGCCAUGGAGACAGCUAUGUGCACGACUUUGGGGCUGAGGGAUGGCUGGCUAAGAGACAGGGUGCUGAUGGUUGUAGACCAGAAUGGCAACUUCGUGACGGCCAGAAACUACCCGGAGCUACUCCUGGUCCAACCCAGCGUGCGGAACUCCAUCCUCACGCUGAAACACCGCGAUAUGGAGCCUGUCUAUGUCAACCUGGCUGAGGUGGUUGCGUUACAGAGCCCCAAGACAGCUGUGUUGUGGGGAGUGACGGUACCUGUGCUCGACUGCGGGUGGGAGGUCUCUGAAUGGUUUUCUAGACUAUUGGACCUGUCUGCGAUCAACUUCCGCUUAAUGUACUAUGCGACGCAAAAGCCGCGGAAGUUGAACCUGAUGGGGAACACGUUUUACAAAUUCACCAAGAAUGAUACGGGAGCGCUCACCGAUGAGACCUCAUACCACAUAAUCAACGCGGCAUCCGUCACCGACCUCAACGCGCGACUGCGGUCGUGUCAGGUCACUCACCACACAUUCCGGCCAAACUUCGUGGUACAAGGCCCGCAGCCUUUUGAUGAGGAUCGUUGGCAGUUCCUUAAGAUUGGAGAUAAUGUGUUUGAGGUCAUCAAGCCGUGCUUGAGAUGUGUACUAACAACGAUCGACCCGGAAACGGGCGUGCGCAGAGAGGAGCGCGAGCCACUAGAGACUUUGAAAUCCUACCGCCAGAUCCCUGACCCCGAGGAGCGCCGCGCGUCGGGCGCCGCGCCCCGCAUGGGGCUGCAGCUGGCGCUGCGCGCCGGCCACGGACUCGUGUCCCUCCACGACCACGUGUUCGCCGCGUGACCUUCUCGAUCAGACUACCACAAUGGUCUUCUGUUAACUCUCACAUG
Cydia pomonella (codling moth) is the source of this 1336-nucleotide messenger RNA. Its product is annotated as mitochondrial amidoxime reducing component 2-like. The transcript has 8 exons. Lineage: Eukaryota; Metazoa; Arthropoda; Insecta; Lepidoptera; Tortricidae. Gene Ontology annotation, molecular function: pyridoxal phosphate binding; molybdenum ion binding; catalytic activity. The record is from RefSeq and is a predicted model, not a curated record. The coding region runs from base 474 to 1289 and encodes 271 amino acids.